UGGUGUGUAGAUCAAUAAAAAAUUCUCAACUCCAGAGAGGGAAGAAUAAUUCCAGCAUCCUGCCCCCCACAUUCUACCGCACACUAGUUUCCUUCGCAUUCCAAAUCAACGGAAAUACUGACGCCAAUUGUUCCGGGAAUUAAUUCCCUGAAUCAUCUCCGUCGAGGGUAUUAUUUUCAUUCGGACAUGUGGGGUCCAUAUUCUCAUAUAUUAACCCCCCCCGUUUCCCUCCCCCUCGCAAUCAGCUGAUACCCCGACACCGCGCCAAACUGUCUCCCAGGAGGUGUCACGAGGUCUCGAUUUUAUUUUAGCAACAUCACGUGACAUCUCGAGGAUUUUCGCAGUUGAAUUGUCAUGUCCCCGAUUAUUCUAUUGUCAAAUCUCGAAUUAUCUCAAACAGUUCGUCCCACAUUAACUGAAUAUUAAAUCUUCAAAUCAAUCUAGAAGGAAUCCCUCAGUUAUCGAAACAGUGAAAAAUAAAAAAUCUCAUUAAUGGAGGAAUAAUUGAUUCAUGAGAUUAACAGAAUGAAAUAAUUAAAAAUAAAAUGCUAAUAAUUAUUGGAAAUGAGUUUUGAGUGAUUCUGAUUAAGCCCUGAUGAUUCCCUGGAGAUGAUUCAAUUGGAUUGAACUUAAUGAGUAAAUACUCUCAACCGUUGUGAUAAGAUCUAAUCAUUCGGUUGUUAGCGUUUUUCAUCCCGUCCUCGAGUGACGACGUCAUGGUUUCCUGGUAACGUGUUUAUGUCGAUCUAGUGCAAUGGAACACUGUACAGGUCAUAGCUAGUGCAGGGCACACGCAAAGAGGAUGUAAAACCAUGAAGGAGUUGUGCAACUAGAGCUGGAGGAAUGAGAAGAUCGACAGUUAAAGUAAAUCCACCGGAAAUUGGAGUUAAAGUGAAAAAGAAUUUCCAUAAUGUUUUGUGAUAUCAUCUGCAUUAGAUUAAACUCACGGGCUAAAUAAUUUGAAUUCAAGGUGAUUGAACAAUUUUUCAAUGUCCAUGUGCGAUGAAUCAUGGGGAUUCAGUCACUUUGAGCACGAGAAGGCCAACAAACUUCCUGGAUCCUGGAAACUAUCCAAUAAACACCUGAUUGCAGGAUAAAUAAUCAAUUAAUUCAAUGAAAGAAUCUACUGUGAUACUGUGACAAUAAAUAUCACUGGUAUGACCAGGGAUCAAUGUGAAAUAAGUGAAAUAAUUUUUUAACGCAAAUAGCACCGGCUAUCCUUGAGUGGAAAAUAAUGAGGACCCGUCAUUCAACACCUAGUGCCGUUUAUCUCGAGAUAAACAUAUGUUUUGAAAUUGACUUUGGAGUGUGUGAUGUAAGAAACCUGUCGGAGUACUUCAGGAAUAAGAAAAAAGUGAUUCUUCCUUGAGGGAUAAUAAACAGUGGAAUAAGAGUGAAGUGAUAGCCAUUUUUUUGGAUUUAUUUUGUUCUUGAAUCAUUGAAAUGACUGUGACGUAUACUGCGGAGGUUGCCACUUGUCGGGGAUUGGGGUGCUUCUUCAAACUUCUUCUGAGGUGGAGAGCGAGUGUUUAUAAACUAGUCUGGCUGGAUCUCGCCCUAUUUUUAUUCAUUUACUACAGCCUUUCGGCGCUCUAUCGAUUCAUUCUUGAUAAAGAACAGCAGAAGACCUUCGAGGCUGUUGUUGCGUACUGCAAUGAGUACAGUGAUCUUAUCCCAUUGUCAUUUGUACUCGGAUUUUAUGUCAGUAUUGUUAUGACCCGGUGGUGGAACCAGUACACUGCCAUUCCGUGGCCUGAUUCCAUCGCUGUUUUCGUAUCGGCAACUAUUCAUGGGAAUGAUGAAAGAGGAAGACUAAUGAGACGAACAAUUGUCAGGUACGUCUGCGUUUGUUUGACUCUAGUACUGGCGAACGUAUCACCACGUGUGAAAAAACGUUUUCCAACUCUCGAUCACUUCGUGGACGCUGGCCUCCUCCUGGAGAACGAGCUCGCGAUAUUUCAGAGUCUCAAUUCAAAAUUUCCAAAACCGAGUAAACACUGGCUGCCAAUUGUCUGGGCAUCGAGUAUUGUCACCAGGGCUCGAAAAGAGGGAAGAAUUCGUGAUGAUUUUGCGGUGAAGACUCUGAUAGAUGAGCUGAAUAAAUUCAGAGGCAAUUGUGGGAGUUUAAUUCAUUACGAUACAAUAUCUGUUCCUCUGGUUUACACUCAAGUCGUAACACUUGCUGUUUACACUUAUUUUUUGACGAGUGUCAUGGGGAGACAGUGGGUUCACACUUCUAAAGUUGGUGCCAACAUUGACAUCUAUUUCCCAGUCUUCACGACUCUCCAGUUCUUCUUUUAUAUGGGAUGGCUCAAAGUCGCUGAGACUCUCAUCAAUCCUUUCGGAGAGGAUGACGAUGAUUUCGAAGUGAAUUGGAUUGUCGAUAGAAAUCUUCAGGUGUCGUAUCUAAUAGUCGACGAGAUGCAUCAUGAUCACCCUGAGCUAAUCCGUGACCAGUACUGGGACGAGAUAUUCCCGGUAGAACUGCCAUACACAGCAGCAGCUCAAGCCUUCAGAGAGGAGCAUCCAGUGGCAUCAACUGCUGGAAUUCAGCUGUCAGCGGCGCAGCAGGAGUUGCAGCCAUCGUCAGUGAGAAUCGACGAGAUGAAUCCAGAGUCAUAUCCAGGUAUGAAAUUUCGGGGUGAUAUAGCUGAGGACGCAGCCUCGGGGAUUCACUUCAUGGCAGGUGGAAAGAUAUCGAGGAGUGCGAGCAGAGUUAGUAACAGGGAUAGGCCAUUCACGGGUGGCUCAACCCCCAGCAACCUGGGGGGUUCAUUGACACGAGUAAACAGCGUCACAAGUGUCCUCAAGAGGCUCUUCAGCAAGGAGGACAGGCCCGACGGUGGUAGCAAAACACCAGGAAAACUCGCCAACUCCAGUUCAUCGGCUUCACUUCAAAAUCGCCAGGGGACUAAUGCCGGUGGCUCCAUGAGGAUUGGAGUAAUCGAAGAGGUCGACGAGCAGAUGACUGUUAAUUCAAUGCGCCCUGAACACCGUCCCCACGUUCAGACUAUAUUUCCAACCAAUGGUGCACCAACACCUACUGCUCCAAUGGAUGUCCCUAGUAAACCGAGGAAUGGGGAUUUGUACUCAGCCAGUGCACCAGCUGGACCAUUCGGUGGUGGAAAGUAUCAGACGAGAGCACAGGUGUCCUCUGAUUCAGCAAGGCUCAGUGAGGCCUUUGAUUUUGGUGAUGACAAUGUCAGCAUCAGGUCAUCGGAGACGUCGACCAGCUCUGAUGAUGAGUUUACCAGGUUGAAGCUUGAGAGAGACAGGCAGAGGAGGGAUAGGGCCAUGAGAAAACUCGCGAGGAGUGUCAGCGGUACUCAGCAGGAUCCUCCGUCUUCCAUGGAUCUCGAUGAGACUCUGCUCUUGACGGAGCUUGGUGAGGCCUCCAGGGCCUCUCUCAGACCCGCUGACAGGUCCAAGGACAAUGAGACGGACAAUAUUUAGGGGCGUCGACGACACUUCGAGGAUUUUUUUUUUGUUUAAUUUUAAAAGAUUUCAGAAGGACAUUUACUGUUUUAGAUAUUAAUUCAUUGUUUUAUUUUUUUCAAUCAGUCUUUGAAGAAUGACAUAUUUUUCUUUGAUGAAUCGUUUUUAUAAGAUGACAAUUUUCGUAAUAGAAAUUUUAUCAUUGUUUUCCGAAAAAAAUUUAUUUAUGCCCUCGAAGUGGAGUCGAUGCACCUCGUGCCACCGUUUGGCCAUUGACCGUAUUGAUUUGUCCAUGCCGCACUUCAUUUGUAAUUCAAAAAUGGGAGCAAGUGUUGAAUGCAAAGUGAUUUUGUGAGGUGAUGUGAACUGAGUGACUUGAUUAUUAAAAUAGCGAAGUGAUAUCUAGAACGAUUAAUUAAUCGCGUUUUCUAUCGGUUUUUUAAGGAGACGUUUUAAUAUUAGACAAAUGUCUGAGGCUACCCAGUUCUUGAUCGGGAAAUCGAGUAUUGAUUGGGUAAAGGCACUAAUAGCGGGAAAUUGUUACGUACUUAUUAGAGGAAAUUCACAUGAGAUUCGUCGAUUCUCGUACUUUUAUCAUUGUUUCGAGAUCAAUGUGCACUUUUUGCCACUUCCAUCACUGUUAAUCGAAGCUCAAGGCCUUUUGUCACAUAUUUUUUACCGCUUAUAUCGUGUAAAUAGACCAAUUGUUGAGCUCUGGCUUUGAAAGCGAACAAAUAAGACAAAUGUCAAUUUUUCUACUCGUUUUUAUCGCGCUUUCCACUGCUCCUCUGCUCUCGAUGAUCAUUAGACGAGUUAUCCUGGAGAAUUUCAGUCAAUUGACGGGUGGAUAAAUUUUUUAAGGCACUUUUGUUGAUUAAUUAUCAUAUUAGGAUAGAAAAUUCACGCGUUUAAAAGCUUGGAAGAAAUACCUGACGUUUUCUUUGAGAAUAUCGUAUUAGGAUUCUGUGGAGAAAUUCUAUCUCAAUUUCAUGAAGAAUCAGCUAAAAUUAUUAUGUAGAAAUUAUUUCAUGAAAUUAUCCGAUAAGUUUAAAUGCAAGGUCAACGAAAAUUUAAAGGUUUUCGAAGGGAAACAAUGGGUUUUUCUAUUGGAUUUUUUGUACGCGGUAAUAUAGUAUUACAAUCAUAAAAAAAUAGGUAAAUAUAUGACGUGACAUUCCAAAGUGAAUGGUAAGUUCAUAUGGUGCUACCCGAGGAACUAUUGUGACUGAGACACAAUUGUUUUUAACAGUAUUACAGUUGAAAUAAAUGUAAUUCAACUUUU
This is a messenger RNA of Fopius arisanus, 4717 nucleotides long. Its product is annotated as bestrophin-4. Bases 1444 to 3453 code for a protein of 669 amino acids. Gene Ontology annotation, molecular function: chloride channel activity. Lineage: Eukaryota; Metazoa; Arthropoda; Insecta; Hymenoptera; Braconidae. The record is from RefSeq and is a predicted model, not a curated record. The transcript is spliced from 5 exons.